AUGGACAAAGUGCGAUACAAGUCUGUCAUGUUUCUCCAGUCAGCGUUUCAUUGGUGGGCGAAAAGAUUCGUUCUUCGUUUCCCAAUACUCAAUAUUCUAUUCUCCGUCGCUUGGACUGCUACUCUUCUAGCAGGAUUCAAAGAUAUCGAAUUCACAACAGAUCCGAUUCGAUUGUGGGCCUCGCCAGAAAGCAGAAGCUUCAAGGAGUACACAAAAUACAAUGAGUAUUUCAACCCUUUUUAUAGGGCUUCAAUGAUGAUCGCAAGAUUGAGGCCGGAAUAUGCAAAAAUGAAUGGGGGCGACUUUCAAUACUCUUCUCCUCAGGGAACAUUCACAAUCGACAAUUCAUUAAAACGAGAAUACUGGGAUGAACUGUACGACCUUCAGAUGCGUCUCAAGAAUCUCAAUGCUUCGUAUGAGUUUGACGGAGAAAAACGUUAUGUUACCUGGGAUCAAACCUGUCUCAAUCCUUUGGCGAAAGAAGAAAAUGGCUGCUCCUUGUUUUCGCCGUUCAAUUACUUUCAAAACGACCGAGAUUUGAUUUGGAAAGACGAUUGGUAUUUCGUAAAAGUCGAUCAAACUCGAGAGGAAACGAGUUAUUUGGAUCACUUGAUUUACUGCGCCAGAUCUCCGUCAAGUCUCGGAAACAAGUUCUUGGUGAAUAUCGAAGAUGACUUUGUCAAUGGACUUCCCUGCGCAGGAGAUUUUGGCUCACCAAUUUUCCCCUAUCUUGCUUUUGGUGGAUACGAAGAUGACGAUUACUGGAAUGGCGAAGCAAUGAUUUUCAACUUCAUCAAUUCGAAUGUCGAGGACAAGGAUUCGGAAGAAUUUGCGCGAGUUAUGGCUUGGGAAGCGGAAUUUAUCGAUAUUAUGACAGAAGAAGCGCCGAAAUUGAAAUACUACGAUGUUGCGUAUUUCUGCGAAAGAUCUAUCGAAGAUGAGAUUGACAAGACAGCUGAAGAAGAUGUGGGCAUCUUCAUCAUCGCGUAUGUUGUCAUUUUCUUGUACAUCACUAUCGCUCUUGGAAAAUAUUCGAGCAUCAGGCGAGUUCCAAUCGACAUGAAAGUCUCUCUCGCUGUUUCUGGCAUCAUCGUCAUCCUCGCCUCCGCAUUCGCAGCUACUGGAAUCUUUGGCUGGCUCGGCGUUGCGUCAAAUUUGAUUGUUGUUGAAGUCGUUCCUUUCCUUCUCCUAGCCAUUGGCGCGGAUAAUGUGUUCAUUCUCGUCAUGGAUAUUCAGCGAGAAAAGAGAAGAGAUGGAGAAAGCUUGGACGAUUUGAUCGCUCGGGUAUUUUCAAGAGCUGGACCGAGUAUGCUUCUCUGCGCGAUAACAGAAUCAACGGUGUUUUUCAUGGGGUCUGUGAUUGAUAUGCCAGCGAUAAAGGUUUUUGCAUUGAAUGCCGGAAUCGCCAUCCUCUUCAACUUUAUCCUACAAAUCACCGCCUUCCUCGCCAUCGUCAAGCUUGACCUAUCCCGUCAAAACGGAAAUCGAUGGGACAUCAUCUGCUGUUACAAGUCCCGCUCUGAUAAAGAUGCGGUCAACGAAAACAAAGAAUCAGUCAUCGACAAGUUCUUCAGAAAUUACUUCACGCCGGUUUUGAUGCAUGAUUUGGUCGGUUUUGUGGUCAUUUGCGCGUUUUCAGCGAUGUUUGGUUACAGUUUAUACAGUAUUUCAACAGCUGUGGUUGGAUUGAAUCAAAAUCUCUCCGUUCCUCUCAACUCUUACGUCGCCAAGUAUUUCGACUUCAUGGAGACGUAUCUUAUGGUCGGCGUCCCUGUAUAUUUUGUUCUCGAGGGAAAAUACCCAUUUCACAAGGAAGAGUUUUCAAAUCUGAUCUGCGGAACAUCUGGCUGCGAUUUGUUUUCUCUUUCUGAGCAGAUUUCAAGAGCUUCUCUACAACCUGAAAAGUCAAAAAUCGCUACCCAAGCAACAAUCUGGGUUGACGACUACAAAGAUUGGCUCAAACCCUCUUCCUCUUGCUGCCGAACUGAAAACUGUAACUAUCGAAUCGACCCCGAUGAUCCGGAGUACAAUCAAAAGUGCGAUUUCUGCCCAGCCAACGUCGACGCUCCUGCUUUCCCAAUUUUCGAAAAUUCCUGUCUCGACUGCCAACGAGGCAUUUUGUCGCCAGAAAAAGCUGAAGAAAGCUUCAAAACAUAUCUUGAUUACUUUUUGCUAGAUAAACCAAACGAAUUCUGCUCAAAAGGUGGAUAUGCGUCCUACAGUGCAGCUGUUAACUACACGAUGGCGGAUGAAGUCGUCUAUGAUUCCAUCGCAGCAUCAGCUUACAUGGCUUAUCAUCCUGUCUGUGUUGAUUCCGUUGACUGUCAGGCAAAUCUCGAGAUGGGACGAGAAUUAGCGCAUAACAUCACUUUGACGAUUCGAGAAAAAGUUGCCACCAUCAACAACCAGUCAGGUCUCGUUCUUGGGGAUGAAGACUACGUCGACCCUGAAUCCAUCUCUGUCUGGACUUAUGCCAUCUACUACCCUUACUACGAACAGUACAUCACUCUUGGUGGAGAUGCUUUGAUUCAACUUGGUAUUUGUCUCAUCCCAGUUUUUGUCUUCACAUUCAUUCUGCUUGGAUUCGACGUUGUUUCCGGACUGAUAGUUUUGGUUACUGUUGACCUGAUUUCCGCUGCAGGCCUUUCCGUUGAAUUCUGUGGACAUACAGUCAGAACAUUUGCCUUGACAACAGAAGGAACAAGAAAAGACCGAACAAUCCAGACGAUGUCUGUCAUGGGCCCUAGUGUCCUUCUCGGUGUCGCUCUGACAAAUUUGCCUGGAAUCGUGUGCCUAAACUGGGCCAGUGCUCAGCUGAUCGAAAUUUUCUUCUUCAGGAUGAAUUUUGUCAUGACUUUGCUUGGCAUUGCUCAUGGAUUGAUUCUCCUGCCGGUUAUUCUCGCCUAUUUCGGCCCAAAUCCGAACAAAGCAAAAAUAUACGAAGAACAGCAAGAAGCUAUCGCCGAGCUUGGAAGAACUCGAUCAGAAACGAAAACGGACAAAAAGACCGACUCGAUCAAAAUGAAGCCAUCCUCCAAAAUCGACCCGGCGGAGCCAUCUGCGCCAGGAUACGCUGAUUUGGAAGAAUCUGCUUUCUGA
This is a messenger RNA of Oikopleura dioica, 3099 nucleotides long. Lineage: Eukaryota; Metazoa; Chordata; Appendicularia; Copelata; Oikopleuridae. The record is from the annotation of a GenBank genome assembly.